Moesziomyces aphidis is the source of this 2568-nucleotide messenger RNA. The record is from the annotation of a GenBank genome assembly. NCBI's taxonomy places the organism in Eukaryota, Fungi, Basidiomycota, Ustilaginomycetes, Ustilaginales, Ustilaginaceae.
AUGGCUAACCCAAGGCUUUUGAUGGCGGAGAUCAUGUCAAAGCCAAACAAAUCCUCCGUCGAGAGAAAAAUGAUCAGGGCGGAAAGUUGCCAGGUCAACGGUUUCGAAAAUCUCGGGUUGUUCGCUGCUGCUGUGCUUGCAGGGAACUUUGCCCGCCUGCCACACGGGGAACUCAACAAGCUCACCCUGGCAUACAUUCUCAGUCGAGCCGUGUUCAACUUGCUCUACAUACAUAUCGAGAACGAGAAUUUAGCAUACUGUCGCACCGGAAGUUAUGUGGUUGGCCUCGGCAUCGUAUUUCAUCUUGCCGACAUGUAUGGCAGUCCCUAUGUCAUUGCUUCGAUCGCCGCGCGCUUGCCACCGACUGAAACCGUCUCGGUCGCGUCUGACAUGAUCGUAGAGCUCGCAGCACUGCUGCUCAACUGCGUUGUGCUUGCGCUAUGGCCCUUCAAGCUGGUCUGGUGGUCCAUCGGCACCGAUCGAUCGUACGGUCUUCUUUCAAAGUCUCAGUCAGAACUAUCUGCUGCUUUCGAGACGCUUCCUUCGCCCUUGCACCAUGAGCUCAGCGGGCUCCAUCCAGGACGGAUCUUUGGUUUCCACGGCUUGAACGCUGUCCCAGCAACUGCGAAAAUCUUAUUAUACAACAUCAUUAACAUGGUCAGCCCUUGGCUCGGUAAAAAUUUCGAAGAUGGAGGAGGGGCAAACGCCUGGAAAUUCCUCUCCGCCAUCUCCUGCCACUUUGGCUGGUACGAGUUCGACAGAAUGGAAUCAGGUAGCGACGAUCCACUGCAGCUCAACUACAACACUAGAAGAAAUCCGGCCUUCAUGCGUGCGAUCCGUGGAGAGAUCAAGCUGCUGCAACCAGGCAUCUAUCUAGCAAGAAUGACAUACGUCACCAAGAAGUCUGCAAUCACUCUCCUUUAUUUCGUGUUGGAGGCGCCGAGUGUCGAUGGAGAACUGGCCAUGGCGACCGAAGAUACGGACCCUCACCCAGGGCGCUUUCGAGAACGUGACGAAGCAGCACAAGGUCAUCCGACUCCUUCCUUUUCGACCAUCAUCGUCGGCAGCGGUUUUGGCGGUGCUUCUGUUGCAUCGACUCUCGUAGAAGGCGGAAUGGAAGACGUUUUGGUACUGGAACGAGGGCCGUGGCGGAAGACAUCGCAAAACAUGGCCAUCCCAACCCACGCGCUCGCACCUCUGCCUCAAGGCUGGCACUUCUUCUCGUAUUUGAUCCAUCGCGUCUCGAAUCGCUUUUUGCCGAUACGAAUAAACCGGUACGGGCUCUUCGACAUCUCGCUAGGCUCUGAUCAGAUCGUGGUUGCUUCUAACAGUGUCGGAGGAGGAAGUAUCGUCUAUUCUGCCAUGAACACGAAGCCAGACGAUCCUGGCUACUGGCACAAAGCUCUUUCAAGGCCCUUUGCGGACAAGUUUGACGAACACUACGACUGGAUAAUGGCCAAGCUGGGGUCCAGGGUUUCCACAUUCGAGGACGAACUGCCGAAUUGGCUACCGAAGGUCUUCGAACGAUCUCAAGACUUCGUGGCGAGUUUGGAAAAGCAAGUGCCCGUUUCGAUAAAACAUGAUCGAGAUUGCAAGGACAACAGUUUCCUCGGGUCGAACAACGGCAGCAAAAAAACGUUGGACCAAGCACUGCUGGUUCCAGCUAUGGAGAAAGGUCUUUCAGUGUCUGCCUUGACCGAAUGUAUCCGAGUCAAAAAGCAUAUCGAUGGCAAGUUUUCUGUACAUGUUCGGCAUCACACUGGACUUGGGUAUGACCAGGUCUAUACUGCCGAUAAUGUCGUCCUGGCAUCAGGAACUAUGAACACCGUCAGACUCUUGUUCUGCAGUCGCCAAGAUCUAGGAAAUCCUGCUAUCCCCGCCUUGGGGACCGGAUGGAGCUCGAACGGCGAUGUCGUGGCUCUUUGGAAGCUCGAUGACACCUGCAAUGAUCUGAGCCUGGGACCUCCGAGCCACGGUCGGUUCACCCUUAAGGACGGGGGGGAGCAAUCAAGCGGCCAUAUCUUUCGUCUUGGAUUCAAUGGAUUUUCACAAGUACCGCUGCCGAGAUUCCUCAAAAACUUCUUUCGCCGGAACGCAUUACUCCUUGGGAUGGAUGCUGACCGAUGCCAGGGUAUGCUACGUCCGUCUUCGCACUCUUCGCAUCUCGAUGUUCAGUACAAAUCGACGCAAGAAGACGCCAUUCCGAGGAUUCGUUCCCUAUUCAAACGCAUCGCACGUAUUUCUGGCAAAGGUGUCUGGCACCUGCCAUUCGCGAAUCAGGCAUUCACUGUACAUCCGCUCGGUGGAGCAAGGGUGGCUGACAAUCAGGAGUACGGCGUUGUGAACGAGUUCGGCGAGGUUUUUGGAGUCAAAGGUCUGUAUGUCGCUGAUGCCGCAGCUCUGCCAGCAGCCACAGGCACCCCACCGAGUAUGACCGUCGCAGCCUGGGGGAGGCAUGUGGGUUUACAGAUGGUCCGACGGCACAUUAAAGUAGACCCUAUGAUACGGAACGAUGUAACCCGAGUUUCAGCUUCUGAAGUUUCUUUCUCUUCCAGUGAGCUUCACUAG